AUGAAGUUCUCUACUGUUUUGUUCGCCUCUGCCGUUGCUGCUUACAACACCACCGUCAUCGAGACUAUCACCUCAUGUUCUGAGGCUGGUCCAUGUGAGACUAUCACUUUGACCUCUACCUACUGCCCAGAGGAGAAUGCCACCUCUGUUGCUCCAUUUGAGGGUGCCGCCGCUGCUGGCCACGCCAACGUCUACGCCGCUGGUGCCGCCGCUUUGGCUGCUGGUGCUAUGCUUUUGUAA
Brettanomyces bruxellensis is the source of this 240-nucleotide messenger RNA. RefSeq lists its product as uncharacterized. The record is from RefSeq and is a predicted model, not a curated record. The transcript has a single exon. Bases 1 to 240 code for a protein of 79 amino acids. NCBI's taxonomy places the organism in Eukaryota, Fungi, Ascomycota, Pichiomycetes, Pichiales, Pichiaceae.